This is a messenger RNA of Marasmius oreades (fairy-ring Marasmius), 729 nucleotides long. RefSeq lists its product as uncharacterized. The coding region runs from base 1 to 729 and encodes 242 amino acids. The transcript is spliced from 7 exons. The record is from RefSeq and is a predicted model, not a curated record. Gene Ontology annotation, molecular function: monooxygenase activity; iron ion binding; heme binding. NCBI's taxonomy places the organism in Eukaryota, Fungi, Basidiomycota, Agaricomycetes, Agaricales, Marasmiaceae.
AUGACGGACAGGGAGGCUGCAUGGUGUGCCACGACGUUGUACACAGCAGGCGUAGAGACGACGUCUGGUCAGAUGGCUUGGGUUGUGAUGAGUCUUGUUCUUUACCCUGAUGUGCAGAAGAAGGCUCAAGAAGAAGUCGACCGUGUAGUCGGUAGGGAUCGUAUGCCGACAUAUAAGGACCUAGAGCCGGAACAAAUGCCUUACCUUAACGCGUUACUCAGGGAAAUUCUGCGAUGGAGAGGUGUUGGUCCGUUAGGUAUACCACAUAGGCUGAAUCAGGAUGAUUAUUACGAAGGAUAUUUCCUACCGAAGGACACAAUUGUCGUUCCCAAUGCCUGGGCGAUGAAUCAUGACGAAAAUGUCUGGGGAUAUGAUGCCGAAGACUUCAGGCCAGAACGGCACCUCGAUGAAGACGGGAAAUUGAAACAAGCUCUUCCUGAUACGCAUGAAGAGUCUCAUGUUACUUAUGGUUAUGGACGUAGAAUAUGUGUCGGUCGAUCCGUCGCUAAUGCUUCGUUGCGCAUCAAUACAGCAUGUAUUCUGUGGUCUUUCAAUUUGAGACCUAGCACCGACGAUAAAGGAAACUACAUGUUUCCGGACCCGCAUGCGUAUGUUGACGCAGGUCUUGCGAUACCUCCCCAACCUUUUGCAUGUUCCCUUGAACCACGCCAGGACGACGUCGUUACAUGCAUCGCUCAUACCCUGGAAGCUAGAGGUGUGACCGUGUAG